CUACUUCGCAACAGCGUGGCAAAUAACUGUUUCUGCCGAACGUAGUCUGGUCGCGGGCGUGAGCGAGAGGGAGAGAGAUAUAUUCCCGCUAAUAACGGGACGAGCAAGGAAUAGACAAAAUUGCCAGUAUGUGUGUUGGUAUUAAUGUAUGUGGAGUGAAGUAAGUCUCCAAAGUGUGUUGGUAUUGCGUGUAGACUCGGGUUCUACGCAUUAUUGCAACAUUUGUUCUUCACAUUAAGUUUUUGAUCGCCGAAGAAGUUAGACAUGCCUCGCUCCCGAAUUAAACGCGCGGCCAGAAAACGUUACGCUGACGCGGUGGAAAGCGAUGCAGAACACGAAAGUGAUCGCGAUUCGACAUCAGAAGUGGGAUCGCCUACUCCUACUCCCAAUAGUGAAAAUAAUUUACUGACAAUUUUGGAGUCGCAAACUCGCCAUUUUUCUGAACUGUUAAAACAAGUGCAAAACUCACAAAGAGACCCAAAAAACUCAAAUGCUGUCGUAUUGCCAAAGUUUAAUCCCGAACGCUCAGGCUCAGACGCUCAAUCCUGGUGCUCAACGGUGGAUUAUAUAUUUUCCGAAAAUCAACUGGACGGCAGCGCUCUUGUGAUGACCCUCAGCAAGUCGCUGGAAGGGAGCGCGUCCCAUUGGCUAUCUCAGACGUGCUUCCCUGGCAUAACAUGGACUCAGUUCCGAGAAUUAUUUUUGCAACAUUUUGCGGGAACAGAGACAUUAGCUGCAGCGGUUAUGAAUCUGCUACAAGGAUGCCCUACGGAAGGAGAGUGCCUGUCAUUAUACGGAAGCCGAAUGGUUACUUCGCUUAUGGCCAGGUGGAAGUCGCUGAGUGUGGAACAAAUUGCAGUCUCCGUUGCGCUGGCACAUGCAGCUGGAAUUGACAGGCGUUUGAGGCGUUUAGUUUUUACCACCAAUAUCGACACUCGGAACGAAUUACAACAAGAACUUAAAGCUUAUUCGUUUGAUGCUAGACCGAGCCAGCAUUCCAACAAUACAUCAGCGCCGCCAGGAAAACGAGCUAAGCUCUAUUCUCACAUCAAGUGUCAUAAUUGCGGAAAAACCGGCCACAAAAAGGCGGAGUGUCGCUCAAAACCAUUGGCAGAUUAUACCCAGCAACCCGGCCAACAACGCCCUGGUUACAUGGGAGGAAGAGAUCGGUCUUCUGUGACCUGCUACAAGUGCGGAAAAGAUGGACACGUUUCUACUGUGUGUCCUGAUCGUCAGGAGCGUUCGUCAUCUAACAAAACCCAUAUCGUAAAAGAAGUCAACAUCUGUACUGUCCUUGAGCCCGUUGGAACUGUAUCGCAAUCUGGUGAGUCGUUCCAAUUCUGCUUCGAUUCCGGAGCUGAAUGCUCACUCAUCAAAGAAGCCGCCUCGCAGAGACUAUCCGGAACUAGAAUAAGCAGCGUAGUCAUUUUAAAGGGUAUUGGUAGUAAUACUGUUUGUAGCACUUUACAGAUACUGGCAAAUGUUAUGAUUAGUGAACGUUCAUUUGAAAUAUUGUUUCAUGUAGUGUUAAAUGAUUACAUCAAGUAUGACGCUCUGAUUGGUCGAGAUAUUCUGAGCCAGGGAAUCGGCGUGACAAUUACAUCAAAGGCCCUUACUAUGUUUAACGAAAAAUCUAUAUUACCCAUUGAAGUUUCUGAAUGCAAUCCUGAUUUGGCUACUGUUGACACCGACGUGCAUGGAUCUGAUAGAGACCAAUUGUUAUCAAUUUUGCAAGAAUAUUCGGGUUCAUUUAUUAGUGGAAUUCCACAAAGCCGUGUGUCUACAGGACAGCUAGAAAUUCGCUUGAUCGACCAAAAUAAGACGGUUCAAAGACGCCCGUAUAGGUUGAGUGUAGACGAAAAGGCAAAAGUUCGGCAUCUAAUUCAACAGCUGUUAGAAUCAAACAUUAUAAGACCUAGUUAUUCCCCCUUUGCGAGCCCUAUGUUGCUUGUUCGAAAGAAAAAUGGUACAGACCGCCUCUGUGUGGAUUAUAGGGAGCUUAAUGCAAAUACAGUCUCGGAGAAAUAUCCAUUGCCGCUUAUUUCAGAUCAGAUCGCUAGGCUGAGUGGUGCCAGGUUUUUUCAGUUGUAUAGACAUGGCAAGCGGGUUUCACCAGAUCCCAAUUCACCCGAAUUCAAUUGAGCGGACGGCGUUCGUUACUCCAGAAGGCCAAUUCGAAUAUUUAACUAUGCCAUUCGGACUCAAAAAUGCCCCUGCUGUGUUCCAAAGAGCCAUUAAUCGUGCCUUAGGUGAUC
Drosophila yakuba is the source of this 2255-nucleotide messenger RNA. RefSeq lists its product as uncharacterized. Bases 265 to 2142 code for a protein of 625 amino acids. Lineage: Eukaryota; Metazoa; Arthropoda; Insecta; Diptera; Drosophilidae. The record is from RefSeq and is a predicted model, not a curated record. Gene Ontology annotation, biological process: proteolysis. The transcript has a single exon. Gene Ontology annotation, molecular function: aspartic-type endopeptidase activity; zinc ion binding; nucleic acid binding.